Molecule: messenger RNA, 1649 nt
Organism: Cokeromyces recurvatus
Lineage: Eukaryota; Fungi; Mucoromycota; Mucoromycetes; Mucorales; Mucoraceae
Product: kinase-like domain-containing protein
Exons: 14
Coding region: 108-1628 (506 amino acids)
Biological process (GO): protein phosphorylation
Molecular function (GO): protein kinase activity; ATP binding
Source: RefSeq, a predicted model, not a curated record
UUUUUUUUUUUCUUUCUCCUUUAUUCAUAAUACUAUUUUUAAAGUUUCUUUUGUUUUAUUUUCGUUUUCGUUUUUUUUUUUUAAUUUAUUAAUCUCGAUUUAUAAAGAUGAAUUCAUCUAGUAGUCAUUCAGCAGAUCCUGAACUUUAUUAUAUCAAGCAAGAACGUAUAGGUAAAGGAUCUUUUGGUGAAGUAUUUAAAGGACUCGAAAGACGUACAAACAAACCUGUUGCUAUCAAAAUUAUUGACCUUGAAAGUGCAGAAGAUGAAAUUGAUGAUAUUCAACAAGAAAUAGCUAUUCUAUCUCAACUAGAUUCACCUUAUGUAACAAAAUAUCAUGGAUCAUAUCUAAAAGGUACUGGAUUAUGGAUUAUUAUGGAAUAUUGUUCAGGAGGAUCAUGUAGUGAUUUAAUGAAAAUGGGAACAAUUAGAGAAGAAUAUAUUGCCAUUAUUUUGAAAGAACUAUUAAAGGGAUUAGAUUAUCUUCACAAUGAAGGGAAAUUACAUAGAGAUAUUAAAGCUGCUAAUAUUUUAUUAAGUUCAAAUGGUGAAGUUAAAUUAGCCGAUUUUGGUGUAUCAGGACAAAUUACUGCAACUUUAACAAAAAAAAAUACAUUUGUUGGUACGCCCUUUUGGAUGGCACCAGAAGUAAUUAAACAAUCAGGCUACGAUUAUAAAGCAGAUAUUUGGUCACUUGGAAUUACAGCUAUAGAGCUUGCAAAUGGAGAGCCACCUUAUGCAAAGAUGCAUCCUAUGAAGGUUUUAUUUCAUAUACCCAAAAAUGACCCACCUACUUUAGGUCCUCCUCAUAGUAAAGCCUUCCGUGAUUUUGUUAGUUUAUGUUUACAAACUCGGCCUUCUGAUAGACCUACGGCGAAGGAACUUUUAAAGCAUAAAUUUAUUAGGAAUAGUAAAAAAGUGGCUUAUUUGACAGAAUUAAUUGAAGGUCAUGAACGUUGGAUUAGUGCAAAUGGACGUGAAAUAGAAUCUUCAGAUGAAGAACCAGCGGUUGAUACGAAUGAUGAUGAUUCAUGGGAUUUUGGUACUGUUAAGCAAGCUCCUUUACCACAAGUAACUAAGCCCAUCAUUUACAAUAAUAUAUCAAAUCAAUAUUCAAAGAAUCAUAUACCAUCAGUACCACAGCUACAACAGCAACAACAGCAAUCAUUACUUCCAAAUGUUUCUAGUAGAACACAGCUUAAUCAACAAUAUAGAGUUAAUGAAGUAACUACAAUGAUGCAAAACACAGGACUUAGAUAUAGUUCAGCAAGUGAAUAUGAAGAUUUCAAUCAAAAUACAGUACGUGCAACAUCAGAAACAGAGCAUUAUUUAAGAUCCUCUAGCAAACGAAACAGUAUGAUUCAAUCAAUGGGUAAUAAUAAUCCACUUCCACCAUUACCUAAUAAAUCACCUUCAACAAGAAGCGUUAAUACAGUAGUAUCAAGUAGACAAUACGAUACAGCAUUUCUAGAAACUAUUCUACCUUUACUAAAUAAUCUUCAGAAAAAUUGUAAAAAUCAUAAAAGUUUAGCAGCUGUAGAGUCAUUGCAAAAAUCUUUAGUAUCAGUUGAAAGAGAACUACCGGGUACAGUGAAAGCGCUUUUUCAGGAAGCUUCUCAUCUAUUAUAAAAAAAAAAAAAAAAAAAAAAA